Drosophila willistoni is the source of this 615-nucleotide messenger RNA. RefSeq lists its product as uncharacterized. Bases 114 to 506 code for a protein of 130 amino acids. The record is from RefSeq and is a predicted model, not a curated record. The transcript has a single exon. NCBI's taxonomy places the organism in Eukaryota, Metazoa, Arthropoda, Insecta, Diptera, Drosophilidae.
UUCAAUUUAGUAAGCUCUGCUUUCUACACAUUAUUCAAAAAUUAUAGUUUUCCAAUUUUUAGUUUUAUUCUGAAAUAUAGCGUUGGCAGGUUAAUGGUGGCAGCUGCUUCAGCAUGAUCCGAGUGCGGAAUAUAGCCCAUCCAGUAAUCAGACAGUUUAUUUUGCGCACCGCUGUCGUUAAUUAUCUGGGAAAGUGUUUGCAGCAGCAGUGGGACGAUUGGCAGAAUCAGCGUAUGCAUAUGCGGACCCUGCAGCUCGACAAUGCCGAGACAUCACAGAAGUCGGAGGAAACCGCCCAGGAGGUACUCUGCCAGUUGAUUGAGAUACUGCGUCUCAAAGUGCAUGCCUCUCACAAACUGCUGCGACGUGAAUAUCAAGAAUUAUUCACCUAUAUGAUGGACAAGCGAGAAUUGUGGGACAGUCCGGAGUACUUUAAGGCCAAAUCAGCCUUGAGCACAGCCAAUCACCAUUUGCGUAUCUAUGUCACUUCUGAGGACAUUCAUUAGGGUAUGAGGAUGAAGAGUUGCCGUUGCCCACCAACAAAAAAAAAAAAAUAAAAAAAAGGAUCUAAUUUUCUAUUAAAACCAUACCAUAAAUUUUCAGUUCAUCAUAAAA